Messenger RNA from Acanthaster planci (crown-of-thorns starfish), 4211 nucleotides. RefSeq lists its product as uncharacterized. The record is from RefSeq and is a predicted model, not a curated record. NCBI's taxonomy places the organism in Eukaryota, Metazoa, Echinodermata, Asteroidea, Valvatida, Acanthasteridae.
UUGUUAAGUGAAAAUUGGGCAUUUUUUGCAGACGGCGUGUCGAAUUUUUCGUAAACGGAGCGCGCGUGCGCGUUUCUUUGGGGCGGUGUGAAACGUGGUAGAUACAAUAAUGGCAGCAUUGCAAGAUUUGUUCAGCUUUUUAACAGUUAUAAAAUUGGAAACUAUCUUUUCCAGUAGCCGUAGCGUACGUAAAUUAUGCGAGCACGAUCUUUGUUCAUAGCUCUUGGCCAGUAGAUAGCGUAAUAUCCAGGACAACCAUUAGCCGUAUGUGCCGUCAAACGAAAUUGCGAAGUUUGUAAGUAAUCAUAGAUCGGAUAGGCUUCUCAGUCGAACGGCGGGCAAAUCGUCAGGAGCAGUUUAAAACCCAAAUUAAAAGUCGGUCAGGUCAAGUUCACUGGAGGAAAGAUGUCUACGUCUGAAACUACUGAACGGAAAGGCAAGUACUUCAAGGCCGUCGUCAACACGCCCACUGCUGGUCUCACCAAACCCAAGGAUGGGACCACACCUCGACCACUCCCAGUCCUUCAGCCCAGGAAAUACCGCCCUGUAGACCGAGCACCAGGCCCACCCAAGACGGGCCCGGUACCCACGGGGGAAACUACGGCGUCUGUCCCUGGCGGUGAUACCGAUGAGGUACCGACUAUCCUCGGCAAGUUGGAGGAGAUGACGCCUGGUGCCAAAUGUGGAGGGGCAGCACGUUGUGGGGAUGACGUCAGGAACCUGACCAAACUCCUGUUCAAUAGGAACUUGUCUGGGUUGCUGAGUGGAAACAACAAACUUGAAGACAUUGCUAUUAUUCAGACAAUAUUCAGUGCCAACAAUGUACCUCAGCCAGAAGUCAUGGAUGUCGCAGAUCCCGCCUUAUCAGCUCAUCAACGCACGCCUCCCCAAAAAGAAGUUUCUCUGUCUGUUUCAUCGGCCAAGCCCAAACCAGUCUCUACCACUGUGUCAGACCACGCGCAGUUCGGCCACUCCACGGGUGCGCUGGUGGUGACGAAUCGCACUUACAGCCCGCUGUCGGUGCAAGGCAAACAAAGGGUAGUCCUGAUGCCAAUGAAGUCGGACGGCGAAGACAAGCCUCCACCAUCGAGUGAGAAGGAUACAACGGGUCCGGCCGAGCGAAGAGUUGUCGGGCGCCAGAGGAUGGUGGACAUGUACCCGAUGCGGUUGCCCAAGCUCUCCGUUCAGCAAAGAGAAACAGGAAACAGAAGUAGUUGCGAGAUGGAAAGUGGAGCGCAAGAUCAAGACACGGUUUGCUGUGGGACCACGAAUUUAAAGAGAUCCAGAUGUAGGCAACAGAUGUCCAAGUCAACAGGCUCAACAGAAGCAACCACUCACUCUACGGGGAAGCCUGUCUUCUACCCGGGUUCACGCAACCUGACACUCGUUCGCCGACGAGGGCAUCGCACAACCCCUAGAGCUGGCUCCCCGAUGCCCUCGCUGCGGAAACCCCUCCCACCAAUCCGGAGGCGGCACCACUCCGACAUCUGCACCGUCUGCCCCGAGGUGCAUGACUGGAAGGGGUUAGCCAGAAAUCCCCGCUGGUACCCGACGGCCAAGACCGAAGGCGGCAGGCAGUGCCCGUGUGUGAGACAAACGGACUCGGUGACAAGACCCAGUGCCGAGGGCCAGGACGACUUCGUGAGGGACACUGAGCAAGAGGAAAAGGUUGAGGUUGAAGAAGACCAUGAGGUUCAGUUUGGGGAGGACUUAGAGAAAGGCUGCGAGAAGCCCGUCAAACCGGCGGAGGAAGCAGAAGGAAAAAGUAACUGGUUUCCAGAGAGGAGCAUUGCAGUGCAAGAGAGUGAUGUAUCAGUUGGGGAUGAGGCAGAGAAGACAAAAGAUGAAAGUUCUGGCAUUGAGAAGAGCCCAGAGUGUGAUGCCAUUGUACGCGCUCACAGCCAGUGGCUGACGGCCGGCACUUCGUUGCUUAGUGGCGAGAAAGACGACGAGUUGCAUGAACCAAAAACAAGAAUACCGGUACCUGAUGACAGUCAUCUCCAACGGAGACUGAUGAUGGAGGGAUUGGACUUCGAGUGCGACAGCUCGACGGAAAUCACGUUUGAGGAUGAUAACACACUCCUACAAGCUGUCCUUUUGCGCAACCACGCCCUGAAUUAUGGUGUAGUUUUCGAGUCAGGUGACCCGAACCCGUCGACAGAGUUCAAAGGUCAGUGUUCUGAGAAACCUGACAGUAGAAAUCAGCCCGUAGGGAAAAGGAAGCCCAAACACUUCGAUGACCGGAACAGGAUUCUGAAUACCUGCGCACAUCUUCAAGGAAGACACGAGGCUGAUGAGAGAACUAGUGAAGCAACUCAUCAAGGUGAAAGAUGGGGGUGUCAGAUGUCUGUAAUAACUCCCAAAUCUGAGGUCAUUAUGACAUCAAGAGGUCAACAGAAGGUCGUCAACAGCAGUCUGGUGGCCGUCGGUAGAGGCCAAAGUUUGAGCAAUGCCAAAAGUGGCGAGGAGUGUAGAUGUGUCCACUCGGAAGAAGUGGCGAAGGAGGAUUCCUCCCUGGAAACCCUUUUGAAGCGUGAGAUGAACAGAUACAUGCACUCCCUGCGUCACGACACGGCCAGGGAGAAGCACCAGAAGGCCUCCACCUCGGCCCAGAACAUCCCAGUGAAGGUGCAGAACCUUACUGCAGUCAGUCGGCCCAUCACAGCUGACGUGUCGAGUGGCGCCGCAGCCUUGACCAAGGCUGUCGGCUUCAUCCCAAGCCUGUCGCGAAACGAGUACGAGAGCUUGUGUCGGAAGACCACCGUUAGCCAGCCAGCUCGGUUCCUGGCGAGGGCUCCCCUUGCCCUACCGUCCAUCACUGGUAACCCCAGUGAGAUGCUGCGCAUCACGAGAUUCAACGGCGAGGUGAAAGGGAUGCAGUUAGCAAGACAACGAGAGAGGAAGAACAAGAAAUGACGCAAUUCCUAUUGGAAAGGCAUUUCAUUUAAUAUGGACCAAAAAAAUCCCUUUUUGACGGCAUCGAACCUUGGUCAUUUGGUUGGAAAUUUGAAGCCGUUCCAUGGCAUUCAUUUCUCUCCCAGUUUUUGAGUGAUGAUUCGAAUGUGAGAUGUCCAGGUACGUCUAGAUGCACUAAGUCGGACGGCGUGAGCUUGAGUUUUUUCGACAACGAGGUAACUUUUGCCAAUCACAGUGAUUGGAAUUCACUUUGCAAGAGUGGAGAGCCAGGGGUGACAAAGUGGAACAAAAUAUUUUUGCUUUUGCAAAAUUUGUAGACAUAAUCCACGCUCCCAAGAAUGGGAUGUCGUCUGACGUACAUGUAUGUAGUCUUCAAGUAAUGCAUUGCAGUCAAAUUUCAGUGCAGAGAUGUAGCUAAAGAAGGCAGAAAGGACGUCAGGGGCACUGUUUGGGGACUUCUGAGGGCAUUACUUAGUUUGUCUUGGAAUACAUUCCAAAGAAAAGCAAAUAAGCACCCUUUAAUCGAAGAUGGGUACAGAACUUGUAUUUUAUCGUAUUUGUAGUUCUUCUUUAUCGUUUGCAUUAUUGGUCAUGAUAACCGUGAACUACAUUUGCUUCAGAGGGUAUAAUUUACAUCAUUUUUUUAAACUAUGAAAGACACAAAUGUUGCUCGCUGCUGAUUUGAUGAAGUAAUUUAUAAUUGUAUAGAGUACCGAAGUGAAUACAUCACGCGCACAAUUAGUGUGUAAAAGGCAUUAGCGCGAGAACCAGUGCGUGAACUCCAUUCGUUUGCACUGCACUUUCUGGUUCACAGUUACGUCACACUUCUGUACUCUUUACCCUAGAAAAUGUUCAGUAAUUUCAUUGAAAACACAAUGUUUAUAGACAUGUACGUAGGAAUAAUUGUCAAAAGUUUAUUCCAAUGCACUUGCAUCAAAUGAACGAUUAUCUCAAACGAAGAGAGAGAUAAGCGAUAAGAAAAAUGGUUCCACGAUUUCACAAGGAUCAGUUUUUUUUCUCAAAUACAAGCGGCGAGUUAGAGACACACUCGUUUAACACCAUGUAUGCAAUUUGAAAUAAUACUGAAUUGAACUGAACACAAGCUUACAGCAAUACAACACUAGUCAUCACUGGCCAUCCAAAUAAAAUAUUUUGUUUACACCUAGCACAAGCAGCAGUGAUUGCACCGAGACUGGUCACGUUUUCAACCUACAUGUACAGUCACUAUCUUGUUUCAAAAUACCUUUGCAGCAGAUGUGAAAUGAUUUCGAUAAAAGGUGGAGUAAAAAAAAAAA